AUGGCUUUGUCACUUGCUGGAGUUGCCGCCGGCGGGGCUGCGCUCGCAGCUUACCUCGAUGCUCGCUAUCAUAUCCGCCACGACCUUCGCGAUGGCAACAGAAAGGCCAGACUGGAAGCAACGAUGGCAAGGGUCAUGGAAAAGUUUCAGCAGAACAAGCUGCUGAUCUACCAUAUCCUGGAAGAUCGUGCAGGCACCCAGGAGGGAGAUCUGGUUUUCUUGAUCUUCGAAGACAGGCAAUGGACCUACACGGAAUUCUUCAACGCCCUGCAGCCCAUUGGCAACUGGCUGCUUAAGGACCUGGGGGUCAAGAAAGGCGAGAUGGUGGCCCUCGAUGGAGGCAACUCACCGGAGUGGAUACUGCUUUGGCUCGCCCUGGAGGGCAUCGGGGCUGUACCAGCUUUUAUCAACUGCAACCUGACAGCCCAGUCGCUGCAGCAUUCCGUCGAACUGAGCAAAGCCAGGUAUCUGCUCGCUGACAGUGAUAUCAGCCACCUGGUUUCACCGAUAGAGGCAGGUCUGAAUGAAUCAGGGAUCAAAACGUUAUAUUACUCACCCCAGUUCCUCGCAUCAUUUCAAGACCGCGAGCCGUUGCCAGCGUCGCGCCGGGAGAACAUCAGCCCGCUGGAUGUGUCCUGCUUGAUCUACACCAGCGGAACGACAGGCAUGCCCAAAGGCACGAUUAUGAGCCGUGCGCGUGAGCUAUCAUUGGCUAUGACAGGUACUCGACACGAAAUGGUCUUGAAGCCAGGUGAUAGGAUGUAUACCUGCCUCCCUCUCUUUCAUGGAUCGGCUCAUGGCCUCUGUGUAAUACCAAGCAUAGGAAGCGCCUCGACAGUUAUUCUGUCCCGCAAAUUCUCACACAGGACCUUCUGGCCUGAGGUGCACCAGCACCAAGCCACCCACAUCCAGUACGUUGGCGAGCUGUGUCGUUACCUGGUCAACGCACCACCCUCGAAGCUCGACAAGGGGCACAAGGUCAGGGUUGCAUGGGGUAAUGGCAUGAGACCAGAUGUUUGGGAAGAGUUCCGACAGAGGUUCGACAUUGAGUGCGUCCACGAAUUGUAUGCGGCAACAGACGGUUUGGGCUUCAGCACGAACCCGAACCGAGGUGAUUUCUCACGCAAUGCGAUUGGUGUACGGGGAAAACUAUGGCACUGGUGGAACGGCGACAGGGAGAAGCGAAUUAUAAUCGACCCGGACACUCAGGAAGUUGUGCGCGGCCAGGACGGGUUCGCCAUCGAGGCCAAGGCGGGUGAGGCUGGUGAAGCAAUUGCCAGGCUGGACCCAGCUGCCCCUGAUCAAGGCACGCCUACAUAUUUCGCCAACCACGGGGCAUCACUGAAGCGGCGGCUGCCCGACGUCUUCGAGAAGGGCGACUUGUGGUUUCGAUCUGGCGAUCUGAUGCGCCUGGAUGCCGAUGGCCGCUUGUUCUUCGUCGAUCGCCUGGGUGACACUUUCCGAUGGAAGUCUGAGAACGUAUCGACCAACGAAGUCGGCGACGUGGUAGGCGCAUUCCCGCAGAUCGCCGAAGCUAACGUCUACGGCGUGCUGGCUCCCAAGUCCGACGGACGCGCUGGAUGUGCAGCUAUCGUCCCAAUGGAAGGUGUGGUCACCAACCCGGGGGAAACAGCUGGUGUCUCGUUCGACUUUAAGGGUCUGGCUGAGCACUGCCUUACUAAACUUCCACGGUACGCAGUACCCAUAUUCGUGAGGGUGGUCCGCCAGCUGGAGUACACUGGCACAAUGAAGCUCCAGAAAGGCCGGCUGAGGUCCGAGGGGGUCGACCUCGAGAAGAUCGAGGAGUCAGCGAAGAGCAAGGGAGAAGCUGUCGAUACCGUUUACUGGCUUCCGCCUGGAACUAGAGAGUACGUUCCGUUCAGGAACAAGGAUCUCCAGGAAUUGAAGGGCGGCACUGUGAGACUGUGA
This is a messenger RNA of Neoarthrinium moseri, 1929 nucleotides long. RefSeq lists its product as uncharacterized. The transcript has 2 exons. Lineage: Eukaryota; Fungi; Ascomycota; Sordariomycetes; Amphisphaeriales; Apiosporaceae. The coding region runs from base 1 to 1929 and encodes 642 amino acids. The record is from RefSeq and is a predicted model, not a curated record. Gene Ontology annotation, molecular function: long-chain fatty acid transmembrane transporter activity; long-chain fatty acid-CoA ligase activity.